Malus domestica (apple) is the source of this 786-nucleotide messenger RNA. The record is from RefSeq and is a predicted model, not a curated record. NCBI's taxonomy places the organism in Eukaryota, Viridiplantae, Streptophyta, Magnoliopsida, Rosales, Rosaceae.
CACACACACAUAUAUGUUGUUGCAUGCUGUAUAGACUUGUACUUUGUAUACAUAAGUACCCUUUGGAUUAUAUCGUUGCAGACAGAGAUUACAAAAAUUAACAUAGAAUGUCGCAAAUGUCAAGAGAAGCUCAAGAGAUUCCUCUCAAAAUUUCAGGGAACCUAUUCUGUUAAGUUCGACCCGGAAUCCGGAAGAUUAACAGUUGAAUCCACGGUAGACAAGAACACGAUCAAUGAGGCCGUAGAGCAUGCUAGGUUUUCUGCGGGGCUCAUGUGUGAGGAUAAUACUCUGCCGCCCUCCCACAACAGUUUCUUGCAACCCAAGGCAACCGCCAGCCACGAGUUGAACGGAGCACAAGAUCAAGGGCUUGAGGUAAUAAGAUGGGCUCAAAUGGGAGAGCUCCAAAAACUUCCCAACAUCCACAGGCUGAAGAAGUUGGAGCUGACUCAAUCUGGAAGCAAUCGAAGAAUCAAACUCACAUUUUUCGACAAGAAACCUCAGCCUCAGCCACAACCUCAGCCCCAUGCUAGGGUUAAUGUCAUUGAUGUUAAGGAUGAUGAGCAAAAUGUGCCCCAUGGCGAAGGAAGCGGUGGCAAUAGCUGGCCGGCGGACAAAGUUUGUGGAGAUCAUGAAGGUGGCGAAGGAAGCAGCACCACAAGUUGUGAUGGUGGUAGCCACCACAACUUUGAGUUUCAAUACGUUCAUACUCCUGAGGCAGCAGGCAAUAAUAAUAAUCAUCAUGUGCCACAUGAUACUUAUUUGCCUCCGACGACCGUGACCGUGUGA